Coregonus clupeaformis (lake whitefish) is the source of this 3238-nucleotide messenger RNA. RefSeq names its product amyloid-beta A4 precursor protein-binding family B member 2. Gene Ontology annotation, biological process: regulation of DNA-templated transcription. Lineage: Eukaryota; Metazoa; Chordata; Actinopteri; Salmoniformes; Salmonidae. The record is from RefSeq and is a predicted model, not a curated record. Gene Ontology annotation, molecular function: transcription factor binding; amyloid-beta binding. The transcript has 15 exons. Gene Ontology annotation, cellular component: nucleus; cytoplasm. Bases 283 to 3063 code for a protein of 926 amino acids.
UAAUGUAAAUAAAAUGUUGUGGUUGUGGGUGCGUUGCGCCGUUCGCCUUCCAGUGCGGUGAUGUGAUGAGGCGAAUCUUGGGUGGGAGAGAGACAACAGAAGAUUUACUGCGUCUGUUAUUGAUACUGCCUUUCUAGCUUGUUUCCGGAAUUGACAACAGAUUGGCGAUCCUUCUGCAAUAUAGGACGUUCCUGCUUGAUUUAUAUUUAAAUCGGUGAGGCUGCAAGGAUGAUGGUUUGAAGGGAUUCCCUCUCCAGUUGACCUCUUGACCUCUCGUCACUCAUGAUGUCCAUCCACACCCCCCCACUCUCCCGCAGUGGCUCCUCCCCUUCUUCUGUCGGCUUGGCCAAUCGCAGCAGUCCCCCUGCCGCCCCUCCCACUUCCCUCAGCCUGCGCUCCUCCUACAACCAACUCCUGGGCCAUGAUGUCAUAAAGGAGUCCCCUACCGCCAUGGAAACGGGGAGUUCCGCCACUUUACCCAAGAGUCGCCAUAGAUACGCCAUGACCAGUGUGCAUAGCGCCAUGGGACUGAGCGACACCCUCGCCCCUCAGGCCCGAAACCAGCCCCCCACCAGCGGCAGACGCCUUCCCACCAAGUCCUCUUCAUCCUCUGCUCUCUACUCCUCCUCCUCUUCCUCAUUAUUCUCCACCAACCCCAAGCUGGCAAAGAACGGUGCCAACCUGCAGAAGAAGGCCGAGACCCAGCAACAGGAGCAGAGUAAAACCACCACAGAGGUCAAAGAGCAGGAUGACAUCAUCACCCCCAUACACAGCUCUGAUUGGAUGGAGGGGGAGAACGACAACUCACAGGCCCCGCCCCCAUUCUGUCGGAGGACCAAGAGCUUUCUGGAGUUCCAUGAGAAGGAAGAGGACCCACCCAGUAUAGGAAACAAAGAGGAAGUCUCUCCUAGUGGAGGAAAUAAGGAAGAAGAUCUUCCCAGCAAGGAAGAGGAGGAAGAGGAUGAGAAGCACCCCUGCCCAGAGAAAGACCAAGGCAGCCCGAAUAAAGAGAGAGAGAGACCGGAGGAGGAGAAACAGACCCCAAAACAGGAGGAUUACAAAGAGGAAGAGGGUGCCACUCCAACUGCUACACAGCCUCUACUACAGGGGGCACACUCUCCCACCAUCUCUCCCCUAAACAAGCUCAGCUGGGCCCAAGAGAACAAGAUCCAGAGUUGCCCCCCACCCCAGGGCAGAGAGGAUGCCCUAACUCAGGCCCAGGGUCACCCACACAGCGUCGAGACGCCCCCCAAACCUCCCCGAAGUGCCCAGGCUCCCCCUCCCAGAGUGAUCAAGGUGGAACUGCACCCCAACAAUGAGAACCCGUACCUCCACCGCCCCCCCUCUGCAUCCUAUAAGCAGCCCAGGGGGGAAGAGAGCAUCCCUCUUCUGCUCCAGACCCUGCCAUCAUCCUUCAGCCCGGACCCAGAGAGAGGAGUUCCUAAACUGGGUAGUCUGGGGACGAAGGUGGAGUCUCCCCUGGAGGAUGAGGACUCCAGCUGGACAACCCUGUCCCAGGAGAGCCCCUCCCCUCAGACCCCACAAGAGAUAGCAGAUGUGUGGGGUGAGGGGGACCUUCCCCCAGGCUGGCGUGAGGUCACAGACAUAUCAGAGCUCUACUACUGGCAUGUCCCUACUGGCACCACCCAGUACGACCGCCCUGUCUCCACGACCAAUGAACAAACACACCUUGACCCACUCCCUGACUCACAGCAUGGCGACACAGUCACCCUGAGACCGCCCAGCGAGCGUCCCAACAGUUUGGUAUCAGACAGUUCAGUGGAACCUGUGCCCUCUCCCUCCUCCUCCUCUCCCUCCUCCUCCUCUCCCUCUGAUGUCACUCUGCCUGGCCAAGGCUUUGACAACACCACCUGCACUGUCAGUGAGCUGAAGGACUACCCAGUCUAUCCUGACCCCAGCCUGAAAGCUUUUGAAGGAGCUACUCUCCGUUACGCCUCACUGAGACUGCACCCUGCCCAUUUAGAUACAGUGGACCUCAACAAUGCCUGCACUGACCCAGAGGGACAGUCAUUUCCGGUGCGUUCUCUGGGCUGGGUGGAGAUGGCAGAGCGAGACCUGACAGAGGGGAGGAGCAGUGUGGCUGUCCACCAUUGUAUCAGACAGCUGUCCUACUGUAGGAGGGACAUACGAGACUCGGCAGGGGUCUGGGGAGAGGGUAAAGGCAUGCUGCUGGUGCUGCAGGACCGUGAUCUGACCCUGGUUGACCCUGACGACCGCAGCAUGCUCCACUCUCAGCCAAUCAGCAGCAUCCGUGUGUGGGGCGUCGGCCGAGACCAUGACAGAGAAAGGGACUUUGCCUAUGUGGCGAGAGACAAAAACACACGGGUGUUGAAAUGCCAUGUGUUUCGAUGUGAUACCCCUGCAGAAGCCAUAGCAACCAGUCUCCACGAAAUCUGUUCCAAGAUUAUGGCUGAGAGGAAGAGUGCCAAGGCUGCUGCCGGCAGCUCAUCCCAAACAGGCUCCGAUGUUCCUCUCCAGGAGUUUCCCGUGCCAAAGACUGAGCUGGUGCAGAAGUUCAAUGUGAACUACCUGGGGAUGACGUCUGUGUCUCGCCCCAUAGGUAAGAGAAGUAUGGACAUCAUCAACGGGGCUAUAGAGAGCCUGGUGUCCUCCACAGGAAAAGAGGACUGGACCCCUGUCAUACUGAGUGUGGCUGACGCCACCGUGGCUGUCAUCAAGGAGAAGGAAGAGGAAGAGGAAGUGAUGGUGGAGUGCCGCGUGCGUUUCCUGUCCUUCAUGGGAGUGGGCCGGGACAUCCAUACCUUUGCCUUCGUCAUGGACUCUGGGAACCAGCACUUCCAGUGCCACGUGUUCUGGUGUGACCCCAACGCUGGCAGUGUGUCUGAGGCCGUGCAGGCUGCUUGUGUGCUGCGUUAUCAGAAGUGUCUGGUGGCACGCCCCCCCUCCCAGAGAGCUGGCUCCUCCUCCCCGCCCCCCGACUCGGUGACGCGCCGGGUGACCACCAGCGUGAAGCGUGGCGUCCAGUCUCUCAUAGACACUCUGAAAACAAAGAAAACGUCCUCAGAACUGCCUCAGCAAUGACAGACAGCUCACUGACCACACCCCCUACCCCAGCCCCUGGCUCUGUAACUCACACUAUCGCCAAGACUACGACCUACAACCACGCCUAACCAAUACCAGCCAUGGUAACCAACGAUGUACAUACAUGUUAACUUAACACCACUGGGCAGACCAAAGGAGGAAUGGAUCUGGAAAU